AUCGAGAAAGGCAAAAGCGUUGGAAACCAUUUUUGGUCAUAAACUUCAAUACAAAAACAUAUAUGGAAUAGGGUAAGCAGUCCGAACGCAUAGAUGGUAUAUUAGAUAUAUUGGGUUGUUUUAUAUGGCCUUGAAUUGGAUCGAUGUAUCAAAGGAUCAGGACUAAGACAUUUCUUUCCAUACAAGUUUUACAUCUGAGAAAUGUGAAGAUCUUCGGUAUUACAUGACAACAUACCGGAAUUCAUAUAUGGGUCCUCUUUUAUUAUGUCAAAAUCCCAUAUAAUUUUGAAAGCCUGGAUGGACAAUCAACUAUUGUCUCAAAAGUUACACAGCCACGAGGUGGGCAAAGAGCCAACUAUUGUCUCAAAAAAUGAUCAAAUGGGCUGAAGCCCAAGUGAAGAUACUGUUGGGCCGUAAUGGGGAGCCUAAUAUUUCAGACCAAGAUUUUUGAGCCGGGAGUUUAAUAGUGUUGCGGUUAUUUUGUGAUUUUCCAAUGGGAGAACAUUCCAUCUCUCUCUGAAAAUUUUCGCCAUCAUGAUUUGCGCCGUGCAUGGUUUACUUUAGAAUUUGCCUGGACUUUGAAUAUUUUCCCUCUGAAGCAAAACAGCAAGAACAAAACUCUUCUCAUUCAAUUCUCCAAUAAAGGGAGUGAAAGGCAACUAAGAGUGAGGGAUUAACUAUCAAGUACCUUCUGAACUAAUGGGUAAUGUAAUUGGUUCAUUUUUUUCUGGAAUUGGUAAAGCGGUUGGUGACCUUUUUGGUUCUCCACUAGAUUUCCUAUCCGGAAAGUCUUGCAGCACAACAUGCGGGGCAACAUGGGAUUUCAUAUGUUACAUCGAAAAUUUUUGCGUUGCCAAUCUGCUGAAGAUGGCCAUGGUGGUUCUUCUGCUCUACAUUGUUCUCUUAUUCUUCUAUUUGUUAUAUAAAUUGGGCAUUUGCAAGUGUAUAAGCCGGUGCCUCUGCAGAAUGAUAUGGGCAUCAUUUGCUUCCUGUUUCCAUGCAUUGGAGUGCUGCUGCACUUUCAUGUGUGUUAAGCUUCAUUUGCUCAAAAGAAUGAACAGAAGACAGAAAACAGUAGUAAUUGAAGUAUUUGAUACAAGUGAUGAUGAUGAUGAAGAAGAUGGAAGUCUGUUUCCUUAUCAUGCUCCUAACCACAUGGAAAAGAGUAGGUCAGUAUCUCGUCGAAGGAGGGAUUAUAGAGGUGCUCAUUUAAGGAAGUCUUUGAGGCCAAGAAAGCGUAAUAUUCGAGCUGGGAUUAGUAGAGAUCUGGUUUAUGGCAACAGAAGAAAUUACAUCAAGCAUGAUGAUGGGAAUGUUAGCAGGGAUAAUCAUCUCAUUAGGAUAACCAGAACAUCAAAGGUUGUACAUAAAGGCUCAAAGUACUACAAAGCUGGAGUUUAUGGGAGGAAAAGGCUGUGAUGCAGGGUUUGGAGAGUUUGCUUGAGCCAAGUGUCAAUAUUAGUAAUUAACUGUAACAUAUUUAUAGCACUUUACUUUAUUAUUAUUAUUAUUGAAAUUUGAAUCUACUUUGCA
Molecule: messenger RNA, 1533 nt
Organism: Ziziphus jujuba (common jujube)
Lineage: Eukaryota; Viridiplantae; Streptophyta; Magnoliopsida; Rosales; Rhamnaceae
Exons: 4
Coding region: 700-1419 (239 amino acids)
Source: RefSeq, a predicted model, not a curated record